Molecule: messenger RNA, 957 nt
Organism: Micromonas commoda
Lineage: Eukaryota; Viridiplantae; Chlorophyta; Mamiellophyceae; Mamiellales; Mamiellaceae
Exons: 2
Coding region: 1-957 (318 amino acids)
Molecular function (GO): RNA polymerase II CTD heptapeptide repeat phosphatase activity
Source: RefSeq, a predicted model, not a curated record
AUGGACGAAGAGCCGGAGAGGAGUUUGCUCAAGUUCAGGCUUGAUCACGAGAAGGGACUGGGCCCGGAGGGUAGGACCCUGCACUUUGUGGAGAGGCUUCAGAUUUGGACGAAGCUGAGGCCCGGGGUUAAGAAAUUCCUGCGGCAGGUUGCGUCCAUGUUUGAGGUCCAUGUCAUCACCAUGGGCACCCAGUCGUACGCCGACGAGAUGCGACAGCUGAUCGACCCCGGCAGGCAGCACAUCAAAGGAUCCGUGAUUGGGCUCGGACAGAUGGACGAGUUUGGCGAGUUGCAGCCCGCCGACAAGAAGCGACUGGACGGCGAGCUCUCCGGCCUUGAUUCCAUCGCCGUGGUGCUCGAUGAUCACGUCGGAGUGUGGCCGGAUCACGAGGAAAACCUCAUCGAGAUCGAUCGGUACCUCUACUUCCCGUCGGCGCUGAAGCAGUUCGGGGUUUGGCGGAAUGGGGCGUCCCUGCUGGAGAAGAAGGUUGACGAGAUUGCAGAUCGGAGCACGCUCGCCGCUGCGUUUGAGGUUUUGCGGCGGGUGCACCAGGACUUCUUCGCCGAGAGGGCCGGGCACCUCGCGCUCGCGAACAAAAAGGCGAAGGAUGCCGCGAUGGCGGAGCUCGCCCGGGUGACCGUCCCGGAGAUACUCGCGCUCGAGAAGAAAAAGGUUCUCGCGGGAACCGGGCUGGUCUUCUCCGGCGUGUUCCCGCUGGACGCCCCUCCGCACGAGCAAAAGAUGUGGCGACUAGCGGAGCAGUUUGGCGCCAGGUGCGAGACGCAACCUGGUCCAAACACAUCACACGUGGUGGCGAAGACCUGGGGUACGGGGAAGUGCCAGUGGGCAAAGGAGAACGGCAGGCACGUGGUUUCCCCGGAUUGGUUGUUCUGCUCCGCCUUCUUGUGGUCGAAAGCUGACGAGCGCGCAUUUAACCCACCGGACCACCGCAAAUGA